Triticum turgidum subsp. durum (durum wheat) is the source of this 735-nucleotide messenger RNA. Lineage: Eukaryota; Viridiplantae; Streptophyta; Magnoliopsida; Poales; Poaceae. The record is from the annotation of a GenBank genome assembly.
AUGGUGCAGUGUCUCGACGGCGUGAAGCACCUCCUCGCGGUCCUCUUCAAGUGCUGCGACCUCGAGCUCAAGCAGCCGCGGGGGCUCGAGGACCCCCAGGUCCUCGCGCGGGAGACCGUCUUUAGCGUGAGCGAGGUCGAGGCGCUGUACGAGCUCUUCAAGAAGAUAAGCAGCGCCGUGAUCGAUGACGGGCUGAUUAACAAGGAGGAGUUCCAAUUAGCGCUCUUCAAGACGAGCAAGAAGGAGAGCCUCUUCGCUGAUCGUGUAUUCGAUUUGUUCGACACAAAGCACAAUGGAAUUUUAGGGUUUGAAGAGUUUGCUCGUGCACUCUCAGUGUUUCACCCAAAUGCUUCAGUUGAAGAGAAAAUUGACUUUUCAUUCCAGCUAUAUGAUCUUAAGCAACAAGGCUUCAUUGAGAGACAAGAGGUUAAGCAGAUGGUUGUUGCCACACUUGCGGAGUCAGGAAUGAAUCUGUCUGAUGAAAUUAUAGAGAACAUAAUUGAUAAGUUUGAGGAGGCAGACACAAAGCAUGAUGGAAAAAUUGACAGGGAAGAGUGGCACAAUCUGGUUCUUCGACAUCCAUCUUUACUGAAGAACAUGACUCUCCAGUACCUCAAGGGACAUCACCACAACAUUUCCAAGCUUCGUCUUCCAUUCUCAGGUCGACGAUACCUGAAAUUCUUGCAGUUCUUUCGAAUCGGAACAUCAGAAGAUAAGCUUGCGGUAAUUUUGUAA